Brassica napus (rape) is the source of this 2066-nucleotide messenger RNA. RefSeq lists its product as uncharacterized. The transcript has a single exon. The record is from RefSeq and is a predicted model, not a curated record. NCBI's taxonomy places the organism in Eukaryota, Viridiplantae, Streptophyta, Magnoliopsida, Brassicales, Brassicaceae. Bases 293 to 949 code for a protein of 218 amino acids.
UCUUAUAGCUCGAGAAACAGAAGAAUUUAAGAAAAGGAAUGAUUUUUCUUAAGAUCAUUAUUAUUAUUUCCAAAUAUAUUUUUCAAUUUGUUCGUGGAACACACUGAUUCAUUUCCUCCCAAUUUUUUUUUUUUGAGUGAUGUAAAAUUUUAUUCAUCAAAAAAACUAUUUGUUACAUCAAGUGCAUCAAAUUUAAAUUUCAACUUAUUGCAGUUAUAGUUUUCAUCUUUCGUUGUUGUUGAGUGUAACAAAACAGUGCAACUGUUGUUUUCCUUAUCUUUCGUUUGAAAAAAUGGCGUCUUUGGAAAUGGUUUCGACAAAGAUGUUCGAAUGUGUCCCGAGUGAUCGAAGCAAGAAAGAAAAGGAUCUCAAAGUUUUAGUCAGAGAUCAAUCCGAUAGUUUUCAUGUCGUUCCGGGGGAUGAUUCUGGAAAUAAACAAGAUGGAAAUGAGGUUCUUGAAUGUUCUUCAAGAACCUCUGUUUCUGAUACAGAGGAAGCUCAACAGAAUAUUUCUUCUCCAGAGACCAAUUCAAAUCCAUUUUAUAAUCUAGUUGAAACAGGGAAUUCGUCAAGAAAUGAGAUCAUCGUGGGAGCUUCUUCUCUGGUUCAGAUUUGGGAAGCUAGGUCGCGACCGUCUAGCCCGACUCGAAAUCAUUUCUUUAUUGAUAGCCUAUUUUUUGAGUCUCUCAAUGAGGAGGCAAGAAACAACAGUGAAGAAGUAGAUUGGUGUUUACAGUCAAACAUAUCAGAUUCUUGUGAGAAGGAGAGAGAAUCAAGAUGUUCACCUCCAUUGGUAAGGAUAAGAGGACGGCAAGCAUUUGAAGAUUUCUUGAUGGUGAUUCUACGUGAAAGGAAAAAGUAUCUCAAAUGGAUCGCUGGUCUCACCGCGGUUUCGAAGUUCUCACCUCGUGGAUGCGAGCGUCUUCAGGUACUUUUAUUUGAUCUGUAAACUGGUAAUAUAAUAGUGUUGAGAAACUCUGUGAAUUACACUUGAUGAAUGCUAAAAACAGAUUGAGACAAAUACCGUUCUAGGUUUUUCUUAAUAAGUGUGUGAAUGAAUUUACACCUUUAAGAUCCGUAUUUAUACUACGUACAUCAUAACAAAUAUGGUAUUGUACUGGAAAAAUGGUUUUUUUCCGACCCAAACAAUUUCAGUCGUGCCAAAUACGACAUGAACAAAUGAUUAGUGCUAAAUACGACUUCAACUCAAUUAUAAUUCAAAAAUACUACUUAAACUUUUUAAAAUGUGCCCAAAUCUACAUUGACCGUAACAGAAGUUUGUUUAAUAUUUUUAAAAAAAAAUAUAUGCUCAUUCUGAGAUUCGAACUCAUGCAUUGAUACACUUUUAAAGAGACAUUAUAACCACUGAACUAAAGUAAUUAUUUAUAGUAGUAUAUAUAGUUUCAAAUUUGUAAUUAUUUAUCAAACAUUUUCUUCCGUUACUGGUUAGAGUGUCUCUUUUAAAGUGUAUCAAUGCAUGGGUUUGAAUCCUAGAAUAGAUAUAUUUAUUAAAAAAAAGAUUAAACCAAAAGGACAUUGUUUUUGUUUUUUAACGGUUGAUUAACUUCUGUUACGGUCAAUGUAGUUUUUGGCACGUUUUAAAAAGUUUAUAUAGUAUUUUUGAAUUAUAAUUGAAUUAUGGUCGUAUUUAGUACUGAUCAUUAAUUUGAUCGGGUCGUAUUUGGCACGACUGAAAUUGGUGGAGUUUAAGUAACUACUAGAAUCAAUAAAUAGAUUGCAGUUUUGAUGAGGUUUGGUUACUUUGAUUUUCCUUCUUUUGUUGUUGUUGUUGUGGUUUAGUAUAUGCUUAGGAUCAGAUCUUUUGAAAGGUGCAUCGCUAUCCAAGAAAGACAUCUGUUUAAAUCAGCAAAACGGUCUUCAAGAGGGUCUGGUGUGAUGAAUAAUCUCAGGUGCUAACAAGCUUAUUAUUAAUGUUUUUCAGCUUGUUUUUUCGCAGUUCUUAAAGAGCUUUAAGCGCAAUCUAUAUUGAUUCAUCAAUUACAAUCACUAUGCAAUGAUAGGUACAAGAAAAAUACCGGGCAGCCGAAAAUUGCCAAUGAAGCUGU